AUGGCUACAGCAAGAAGUCCAGUUAAAGUGCCAUGUGAAAAUGAAGACUUACCUGAAAAGGAAAAUGCACCAGAGUUUGACGAGGACACUUUACGAGGUGAGCUAUGUUCAACUUCAGCUUCAGUUAUGGCUUGAACUCUUUCUAUUCCACCAGUUUCAAUAAAGUAAGCAGAUGUGGAGAACAGUAUAUGUACUGUAUGUCACUUUAAGGAUAUUUGACCAGUCAUGACUCUCCACUAUGAUUACAAUAUGCUGUUCAUUGAGAGGAUCUAUGACACAGAAACCUUUGUUAUUUCCUUCUCUAAAAGUUCAAACCAAGUACACAAAGUUAUCAUCAGUAAAAACUUUAUUUGAUCAUCAUUUAAAAUCCAAUUUGUAAAUAACAUCAUCAUCAUCUUUCCAUUAUAAUGCAGCAGUGAAUUUGAAAGCUUCAACAUCGAUCCCUCCCUUCUCCUCCAGCAACAGGCUUAAUUUUUCUUCUUAUUAUCAUCUAAGCCAAAGGGGGGGGGGGGGCCACUUUAAAGGGUAUUUGGCCCGUCAUGACUCUCUUCUAUGAUUAUAAUAUGCUGUCCUUUGUGGGGAUCUUUGACACAGAAAUCUUUGACAUUUGCUUUUCUAAAAGUUCAAAGCAAGUACACAAAAUUAUAAUAAGUAAAGACUUUAUUUGAUUAUCAUAUAACAUCCAUUUUGUAAGUGCCAUCAUCACCAUCAUCAUCUUCCCCCUUAUAAUGCAGCAGUAACUUUGAAAGCUUCAACAUCCCCUCCCUUCUCCUCUAACAACAGGCUUUUGGUCAUCAUCCACGCCAAAGGGGGAGAUUGAACAUUGCCUGACUGACCUUGGGGAAUUUGAACCAGAAGUGUUGAGACUUUCCAUUAGAAUGCACAUACUAUAUAUCAUUGAAUGUGGAGGUGUUUAAGGUAGUUAGUCCACUUUCACUAACAAAUGGCUCUGAAAAGAAAAAAGUGCACAGGGUCUAGGUUUUAAAGCUUUGUCAAUGUGUUGAAAGUCACAGUUGCUAAUUAUUUUACUUUUUUCAUAAAAAUUGGUAGGGGCAUUUGAACACAUAUUUUGCCCAAGGGGAUAGGAAUUUUUGGAAACCGAUCUCCAAAAGUUUAAAUGCCUAGGCUUUUGCUUCAAAUUGAUUGAUGCUUAGUUCUCAUCAUUAAUUAUUACCACUGUUGUCACCCAAAUUAUUAGCAUCAUCAUAAAUAUUUAUCUCAUCUUCUUAAUAUCAUUCUUAUCAUUUAUAUCAUAAUUAUUUGUCUGUAGGGAAUACUGCUUCUGGUUUUUAUGAUUGCAACAUUUGGAUCUUAUUGACUCAUUAACUUAAUCUAAAUGUAAUUAAAGCAGUAGACUCUUUUACUUUAUACCACUCUUUCUGAUUAUCAGGGAGUGGAUCACAGAAACAGAAUGAAACUCUAGGUUUCCCAUAUGGGUCAUCAAACCUUCAAGAUAAAAGAGGUUUGGGUCAAUUCCUCAAAGAAACAUAACAUUUCAACUCCAGAUUUCCCACUUCCAAUUUUAUUAUUAAGGUUAUCUUGGGGUUCUUAUUGUUAUUUUCUUGAUUCCACCAAGGUUGUUUUUAAGUAGAGAUUACACUUUUUUUCUUCUAAAUGAUAACCACAACAGCAACUGAGUCUGAUUGGUUGUCUCUCAACCAAAAAAAGUCUUUCAUGAAUUAACUGAGCGGGGUUUGUCCUGUGAGGGGACAAAUAACAGACAUCAUCAAAGGUUUUCAGGGGAUGAGUCAAGUAAGGCAAGUGCAAAAGUGGCAGCUGGCACAAAAGGAAAAAUCUGCAGAUUUUAAAUCUCCAGAUUUUGGCAGCUCUGCUUAUACUCUAAUUAACUACAACAGGCUUUGACGUAUUAAGUUAUUUUUAUUUUUUCUUUUGCAGCUACAGCUGAUGUUUAUAGGAAUGAGGGUAAUGAGGCCUUCAAGAAAGGAGAUUUCAUCAGUGCUAUUCAUUUUUACAGCAAAGGAAUUAAAAUGAACUGCAAUGAGAAAGAACUGAAGGCCAAACUGUACAACAACAGGGCUAUUGCACAUUUCAAACUUGGUAAGAUGAUGAGAGCUUCAAUAUGCAUUCUUUUUUUCUCUUGUGAUCGAAGCUAAGGGUUGUCGGUAAUAGUUUUCUGAAAAAGUGAUAAUUACGUGUAUGUAUGUAUGUAUGCCCAAAGAGGAAUUAUCUGGAAAAAUAUAUGUGCCUUAUCUUGGCUUCUCAAACAUACAAACAAGCAGCCUAUUGCCCCAGAUAUCAAAAAGCAUCACAAGUUCUUCUAAAAUUAAUAUAAUGGUGGUUGUAUGAUUUGCCAUAUGUACAGCUCAUCAGAGAUAUUUAUUUUAAAAACAGGAAAUCACCAGAAUUCACUAAGGGAUGCAGAAGCAGCCGUUGAGUCAAAUCCAACUUUCCUCAAGGCAAUUGUGAGAGGUUAGAUACAUGUAUGUUAGCUGUGCUAUAAUAAUAUAAAAAAGAACUCAACACUCCAAGGUUAAAUGAAGUUUAAUCUUGUCUCAAUUGACUUUAAUCAAGAGGUCAAGACCACCCUGAUGUACAUUUGAAUCAAGCUCUUGGCUGCUGUGCCAUGACUUUCUAUUAUGAUGAGAAUAUUAUUUUUAGUUGAAUGAAGAACUCAAUGUGAAAUGCAAAGCAAAUUUCAGCAUCAGUAUUUUAGUUCCCUUUUUCGCAAUAAGUGAGGUUAAGUGGUGUUAGAUAUGUUUAGUCACUAUAUCUACAGUAGCUGAAAAGAAGUAAGGACUUAACUUAACUCAAAAUUGUAAGGAAAAUUUUCCUCAUUCAUCAGUUAUAACUCAACUUCAAGUGCUAUUGCAUGUCUUUUAUUCUAUCUCUAUCUCUUACUGAUUUUGUGGGAAUUGUUAGUCCCAAUUUAAAUUUUCUUAGAAGUUCAAUCAUCAAAAGCUAAUCUAACAGAAACCUAAUAGGGCCUGUUUAUUCUUUUCCAUUUGGUAUAUUUUUGUUUUCUGUUUUUUUGGUUCUUCUGGUCUUUGAUGGUUUAGCUUUUAAUGGUUUCUGAUUCUUUUCUUGGAAUUGAAGUACAGUAAUUAUAUGCUUCUUUUUGUUGUUGCCUACAGGAGCCACUGCCUGUGUUGAACUGAAGAGAUUUAAAGAAGGAAUCACUUGGUGUGAUAAGGGAUUAGCUGUAUCCUUUGAAGGAAUCUUUAAUUUUUAACCGUGGGUAUAGUGGAAAUAUCCCAUAAUUUGACGUUUUAAGGGAGAAAAUGCAAAGAAGGGUAUUAAUUACAAUGGGAACUAAUGUCAUCUCAUCCUUAAAGAGUGUGUGAUUAAACUUUGGGAAGAGUUAAUACCUCAUGACUUAUUAGUGAUAUACUCCUCUAAACCAUUACUUAAGAACAAGUCUCUGUAAGAAUCAAACAUCUUGGGAAAUGAAAAUUUUCAACCCCCCGUCAAAUUUUGCAUGCAGUUAGGCACUCAGGGGAGAUGCACAAAAAUGCCCUUGUUAAAGGUUGCAGCACUCUUGUUGCUAUGGUAACAACGACUGCUUGUUCGAGGCCUGGGGCCUGAUUUUCUUACAAAAACGUCGCAAAAAAAGAGUGCACUUCUACCAUGCAUAGUAACAUCAUUCAUCUUCACAUUGAUUCAUUCAAUUUUCCCUGGGAGUGAAUGUGAACACACCAAUAGAUUAUUUAUCUCGGUACAGUUUCGGUCAUUUUUGUCGUCGGGUAAAACAGGGAAAACGUUUAUCUGAAUUUCUCCAAAAGUACACCGAUUCUGGAACUGAAACUACCCACCUAGCUGGUAAUAAUAUUCUAGUUUUUAAAUGUGUAAGAAUCUCUGCGGGCCUGCCUCUACUUUUUGUAGGGGCAAUUCGUUAACGAAACUCAAAAAUCAGAUAUUGCAUAAUUUGGCGAUGUUUACAUCUAAUGUUCUCAACAACAAAUGUUUCAGACAAAUGAAACAUGCGAGGCCUUGAAAGAACGUUAUCUUAUGAGCAAUAUCCCGAAGAGAAAUCUCGCCUCUGGUUAUCAUAUUUUAAAAAAAAUUGAUCAACCUUCAUGGAGGACAACUCGACGUAACUACAAACAUAUACCUCAAAUCGUGUACAUAUCAUCAAGAUUCAGAGCGCUGCACCUUCUUUCAUGGGAAUUUGAACGAUCCGAAGUCCUCUGAAGAUACACUGUUAUACCUGUAUGUCAUUUGAAACAUGUUGAAGUCGGCUGAUCUACACGAAACUAUCCUCACACCGGUCAUUUGUCAUAAACAUGUACGUGAUCACGAUGGCGUGACGCUGUAUUUCUCCGUGAAGUUUCCAUAGGUCGCUCCAAAGAAGACGAGAAAUGGAUAUUUUUCAUAUAUGUCAGCAGUUUUCCACUUUCUGAAGUAAAAAAAUCCAAAAAAAAAAAAGAGAAAAGCGAAGUUGAAAAUUUUCAUUUCCCAAGAUGUAUGAAUCUUACAGAGACUUGUUCUUAAUAGUCAUACUAUGCCACAACUGGUACAUGAGUUUAGUUAAAAGACUAAUAUUCCCCCAGUGUAUGUAUGGUAUGUGGAUAGAUAAUCUCUCUAAAACAAGUCAGAAAAAGAAGCUUGGCAAUGUCUGUACAAUGUAUUAUGUUGAUUUUUUUUUUCUGCUAUUGAGAGACUCAGAAACCUUUGUCGUGUUUUCCUAUGGACAAAUACAACUUUGAAAGACACAUAUCUGUGUUUUAGAGUCAUUUCUUCCAGUUGCUGUAAAACGUUAUAGUCUGAAGUUAAAGAUACAUAAAUUUAAAAAUCAAGAAAGUGCUUCCCAGUUUUUGGAAAUAACAGAUUAUAUUUAGAUUAUUCAUGUUAAAAUUUGAGGUUGUACACAGAAGAAACCUUUUUAUGAUAUGUAGAUCGAUUGACUGAAUGUUGAUCAAACAACUACCUUUCAUGCAAGCCCUCCUAAUAGGCCAUUUUACUGUUGUGUACUUAGUUGCCAAGCCUUUGAUUUGGAGUGAGUGAGCAUAAUUACAAAGUAAUUCGCAUUUGAAAAGCAGCAAUGUUGUAUCAUAACAAGGUCACCCUUAGCCACACUCCUGUUCAAAGGCUUGGGAACCAAGCACAUAACUGGUUUUUUCUACAUUUUUAAACCUUAACAUUGAAAAAAGAUUGACAACAGUCAUAGGAUUUUGUUGUCAUUAAGACUUCAGUCUGUGGAAGGAGUGGGAGAUAAGUCCAUGGAGGAAAAAGAUGACAUUAGUUAUGACCAUGGUGUUCCAAGUUCAGGUGAUGUCCAGAAAGUCAUUGACCUCUAUAGUUGGGGAGCCAAGCAUGGGGAGGGUAACACCUAUGGCAAUCUUGGCAAUGCUUAUCACAGUCUGGGUGAUUUCAAGAAAGCAUUAGAGUACCACAACCUACUUCGUAAAGUAGUCAAAGAAGUAGGAGACAAGCAUGGGGAGGGUAAAGGUUAUGGCAAUCCUGGCAGGGUUUAUCGCAGUCUGGGUGAUUUCAAGAAAGCCAUAGAGUACCACAACCUACAUCUUAAAAUAGCUAAAGAAGUAGGAAACAAGCAUGAGGAGGGUAACGCUUGUCACAAUCUUGGCAUUGCUUAUUACAGACUGGGUGAUUUCAAAAAAGCUAUAGGGUACCACAACCUACAUCUUAAAAUAGCUAAAGAAGUAAGAGACAAGCGUGAGGAGGGUAAAGCUUAUGGCAAUCUUGGCAGUGUUUAUUGCAGUCUGGGUGAUUUCAAAAAAGCCAUUGAGUACCACAACCUACAUCUAAAAAUAGCUAAAGAAGUAGGAGACAAACAUGAGAAGGGUAAUGCUUAUGGCAAUCUUGGCAUUACUUAUCACAGUCUGGGUGAUUUCAAAAAAGCCAUAGAGUACCACAACCUACAUCUUAAAAUAGCUAAAGAAGUAAGAGACAAGCAUGGGAAAGGUAAAGCUAAUGGCAAUCUUGGCAUUGCUUAUGACAGACUAGGUGAUUUCAAGAAAGCCAUAGAGUACCACAACCUACAUCUUAAAAUAGAUAAAAAAAUAGGAGACAAGCAUGGGGAGGGUAAAGCUUAUGGCAAUCUUGGCAAUGCUAAUUAUGGACUGGGUGAUUUCAAAAAAGCCACAGAGUUCUACAACCUACAUCUUGAAAUAGCUAAAGAAAUAGGAGACAAGCAUGGGGAGGGUAAAGCCUAUGGAACUCUUGGCAGUGCUUAUCACAGUCUGGGUGACUUCAAAAAAGCCAUAGAGUACCACAACCUACAUUUUAAAAUAGCUAAAGAAGUAGGAAACAAGCAUGGGGAGAGUAAUGCUUAUGGCAAUCUUGGCAUUGCUUAUCACAGUCUGGGUGAUUUCAAAAAAGCCAUAGAAUUCUACAACCUACAUCUUGAAAUAGCUAAAGAAAUAGGAGACAAGCAUGGGGAGGGUAAAACUUAUGGAAAUCUUGGCAUUGCUUAUGACAGACUGUGUGAGUUUAAAAUAGCCAUAGAGUGCCACAACCUAGAUCUUAAAAUAGCUAUAGAAGUAGGAGACAAGCAUCGAGGGGGUAGUGCUUAUGGCAAUCUUGGCAUUGCUUAUUACAAUCUGGGUGAUAUCAAAAAAGCCAUAGAGUACCACAACCUACAUCUUAAAACAGUUAAAGAAGUAGGAAACAAGCAUGGGGAGAGUACCGCUUAUUGCAAUCUAGGCAAUGCUAAUUACAGACUGGGUGAUUUCAAAAAAGCCAUAGAGUACCACAGCCUACACCUCAAAAUGGAUAAAAAAGUAGGAGACAAGCAUGGGGAGGGUAAAGCUUAUUGCAAUCUUGGCAAUGUCUAUCACAGUCUGGGUGAUUUCAAGAAAGCCAUAGAGUAUCACAACCUACAUCUUGAAAUAGCUAAAGAAAUAGGAAACAAGCAUGGAGAGGGUAACGCUUCUGGCAAUCUCGGCAUUGCUUAUGACAGUCUGGGUGAUUUCAAAAAAGCCAUAGAGUACCACAACCUAAAUCUUCAAAUAGCUAAAGAAGUAAGAGACAAGCAUGGGGAGGGUAAAGCUUUCGGCAAUCUUGGCAUUGCUUAUGACAAACUGGGUGAUUUCAAAAAAGCCAUAGAGUACCACAACCUACAUCUUAAAAUAGCUAAAGAAGUAGGAGACAAGCAUGGGGAGGGUAAAGCUUAUUGCAAUCUUGGCAUUGCUUAUCACAGUCUGGGUGAUUUCAAGAAAGCCAUAGAGUAUUACAACCUAGAUCUUAAAAUAGCUAAAGAAGUAGGAGACAAGCAUGGGGAGGGUAAAAGUUAUGGAAAUCUUGGCAUUGCUUAUGACAGACUGGGUGAGUUCAAAAAAGCCAUAAAGUGCCACAACCUAGAUCUUAAAAUAGCUAUAGAAGUAGGAGACAAGCAUGGAGAGGGUGGUGCUUAUGGCAAUGUUGGCAAUGUGUAUCGAACUCAGGGAGAUUUGAUCAAGGCCAACAAGUCAUUCAAGCUAAUGCUCAAAAUUGCCAAAGAGGUCGAAGACAAAUCCUUGGAGGCAAUGGCCCACUGUUCAUUAGGACCCGUUUUUGAGUUGCAGGGUCGACUGCCAAAAGCUGUUGAAUCUUACCGAGCUAGCAUAACCUUAUUUAACUCCUUGAGAAUACUUCUAAAAUCUAAAGAUGAAUGGAAAGUUAAUUUUCGAAAUCAGUAUCAAAUGGCGUAUACGGGUUUGUGGAGAGUUCUCGUAAAACAAGGUAAUAUAGAUGAAGCCUUACUUGCCGCUGAUAAAGGACGAGCCCAAGCUCUCACCGACCUUAUGGAAUCCCGUUUUUGUGGUGGAACAAGUCAGUGCAAGGGAAGCGAUGAAGAUUUAGCAGUUUUAAAAAACGUUCCAUCAAACACUGUCUUUCAGGCAAUGGACAGAGCUGACGUCAAUCUUUGGGUUGUGUCCGAAGGAAAACAAGUUCAGUUAAGACAAAGUAAACUCAAUGGUUCUGUUUCAGAGAACAGUGGGGCUAGUCAGUCCUUUGAGUCGUUCAUGCUCGGUGUCUAUACACAACUUGGUGUUCGUUCUAAUGUGAGAUGUGAGAACCGAUCUUUGGAUGCUUUGAGCGAGGACCGUUCAAAAGUGGAUCAGGAAACGAAAGAAGACAACCCUCAAGCUUCCAUCCAACAAAACAAAUGCUUGAGCACUUUGUAUAAUACCGUUAUGAAGCCGGUGGCUGACUUGGUUCAAGGGGAUGAGCUACUCAUUAUUCCCGAUGGACCCCUGUGGCUCGCUCCUUACGCUGCAUUGAAGGAUGGUAAUUCUAAAUACCUGUGUGAAUCGUUCAGAAUCCGUCUCGCUCCAUCGUUAACUAGUCUUAGACUCAUUGCCGAUUGCCCAGAUGACUAUCACAAAAGCAGUGGUGCGUUACUUGUAGGAGAUCCGUGGGUAGCCGAGGUUACCAACAGCCAGGGAGAGAAACUCCUCGAGCAGCUUCCUUGUGCUAAAGAAGAGGUAGAAAUGAUCGGCAAAAUUCUGAAUGUCACGUCAAUCACUGGCAGAGAAGCCACGAAACGUGAGGUGUUGAAAAGACUCAGUUCCGUUUCCUUAGUUCACUUUGCGGCACACGGAUGUAUGGAAACAGGCGAAAUUGCUCUUACACCUGACCCAGACCGAAUAUCUACUGUGCCAACGGAAGAGGAUUACAUUUUAACAAUUGGAGAUGUGAUGAAUGUUCAACUUCGCGCCAAACUAGUUGUACUUAGUUGCUGCUACAGUGGUCGGGGCGAGAUCAAGGCUGAAGGUGUGGUUGGCAUUGCGCGCGCUUUUAUGGGGGCUGGUGCUCGGUCUGUUGUGGUUUCCCUGUGGGCGGUUGAAGACAAAGUUACUCUUGAGUUCAUGAAAUGCUUUUAUCAACACCUUGCAGAAGGUAAACCUGCAAGCGAGUCACUGAACCUGGCUAUGAAAAACCUCAGAGAAUCAGACGAGUUCCGCGAUAUCAAAUACUGGGCGCCCUUUUUACUGAUUGGAGAUGACGUUAGUCUUGAUUUCAUGGCAUAG
This is a messenger RNA of Pocillopora meandrina, 8930 nucleotides long. The record is from the annotation of a GenBank genome assembly. NCBI's taxonomy places the organism in Eukaryota, Metazoa, Cnidaria, Anthozoa, Scleractinia, Pocilloporidae.